AUGACGGGCACUCCUGCUGCUGGUCUACGAGUGUUGAGGCGCCGCCCUACUGCACCAGUGGACUUCGCCAUAGUUACGAGGUUUAUGGCUCGGCCUCGGAGUGUUCCUAGUGGGGAUGGACAGCAGCAGGCACUAUGCAGUACGAUACGGAGGACUUUAGAUAGGGGCGACUACCGCCUCGGACGAUGGGCAUAUAUAGGAGCUCAGCUCUCUCUAGUCUGUGAUACCUUACCACCAGGCAUGGCGGCUGCCUCUGCUAGUGCUGUGACCUUGGCCAAGCGUGAAGUUAAAGGAUUCACGCCGGAUCUGUUAUUGAUCACCAGACUAAUCGACAAGGCCGUCUCUGCGUCGUCACUAUCGUGUCGGUCGAUCUCUCUUAUAGUGUACACAGCUCUCCAUAGUGGCCUUUCUAACAGGGAUGACCUCAUCAAUGAGGUCCUCUCCAACAGCCGUACUAGUCUGGGGAGUGAUGGUAACAUCGUAGAAGUAAUCGAGUUGGGGUAUAUGCUCAGGCCUCACAGCAUCGCUAACUACAGGCUUGUCUUGCAGAUGCUAUUAGAGAGGCUUGCGAGCAAGGACGUGUGUGUUCGAUGGGAGGCUCUGUCAGGGUCAUGCAUGGCUAUGUGUCUGUUGGUACUGGGCGAUCUCCCAAAGGAGGUCGGUCGGACAUGGACGAAGCUGUGUGAGCGUGAGCUCGUCACAGCACCGAUGUCGGGGAAAGCUGUCCGGAUAUUAGCACGGGAGUGUGAGAGGAAGGGCUCAAUGAUCAGUGAGGGUUUAUUACGGGCGAUAGUGUCGAGCCAGGCUGUGCGGCUAGAGCCUCCUGAGAUGUCAACGACGAUCAUCAUGGCCAUUUUGAACUUACCUUCGGUGGAUCAAGCUUUACUGCCGAGUUUAGCAUGGGAGAGUGUUCGACUGUUGGCUGAUAGACUGCACCAGAUGCAUACCAGUGACGUGUUCACCAUCGCUUGUGGGGUUGUCGUUGUCAACAUCACAUUGCAUGUUCAGUGUCUCCAGUUGUUGAGCCGACCGGAAGUGUGUGCCCAACUUGGUAUUGACGAGGACGUCUUAGGGGUGAUGAGAAGGCGAUUGUUGAGUACUGUUGUGAAGCAUGCUGUUGGUACCGUCAAGUGA
Molecule: messenger RNA, 1134 nt
Organism: Perkinsus marinus ATCC 50983
Lineage: Eukaryota; Perkinsozoa; Perkinsida; Perkinsidae
Exons: 9
Coding region: 1-1134 (377 amino acids)
Source: RefSeq, a predicted model, not a curated record